AUGGAUCUUCAAAACCUUUUGUUUAUUCUCACCAGCUUCCUGAUUCUCUUUGUACUAUUCAAUUUAGUUAUUAAGAAAUCCACUUGUAAUAAGACGAAUUUACCCCCAGGGCCAUGGAAACUACCACUGAUAGGAAAUAUCCACCAACUUGUUGGUUCUUCACAACUCCAUGAAACCCUAAGAAACUUAGCAUCCAAAUAUGGACCCUUAAUGCACCUUCAACUAGGAGAAGUCUCCCACAUCAUAGUUUCUUCACCUGAAAUGGCACAAGAGAUUAUGAAGAUUCAAGAUCUCAACUUUUGUGAUAGGCCUCAUGAAACUCUUUUUGCUAGAAUUAUUACUUACAAUGGAAGAAGCGUCUCCUACGCUGCCUAUGGAGACUAUUGGAGACAACUAAGGAAGAUAUGCACCAUGGAGUUAUUAACAACAAAGCGUGUUCAAUCUUUUAGGCACAUAAGAGAAGCAGAGGUUUCAGAGUUGGUCAAAGCAAUAUCUCAAAGUCAAGGCUCCAUUUUUAAUCUCUCUCACAAGAUUUUAUCAACUACCUAUGGAAUAGCGGCUAGAAUAGCAUUUGGUAAAAAGUAUAGCUACCAGAAAGUUUUUAUAUCAUCUAUUGCGGAAGCAUCUCAAAUAGGAGGAGGAAAUUGUAUUGCUGAUCUGUAUCCUUCAAUUAGAGUACUGCUUGAAAUGAUGAGUAGAAACAAGGCUAAACUUGAAGAACUGCACACAAAGAUUGAUAAGGUAUUACAAGACAUCAUAGAUGAUCAUAGAAAUAGAAAAGAUGACAAAUGUAAAGAAGAAGAAGGUAGUGAAGAUCUAGUUGAUGUUCUUCUCAAAUUUCAACAAAAGGACUUUGAAUAUCCCUUGACUGAUGACAAUAUCAAAGCAGUCAUUCAGGAUAUGUUUACUGGUGGUGGAAAAACAUCUUCAGCAGUUGUGGAAUGGACAAUGGCUGAAAUGAUAAAGAAACCAAAAAUGAUGGAAAGAGCACAAUCUGAGGUUAGAAGGGUUUAUGGUAGCAAAGGGUAUGUGGAUGAAUCAGAAUUGCACCAAUUGAUAUACCUUAAGUGUAUCAUCAAAGAAACCUUAAGGUUACAUCCACCUGUGCCAUUGUUAAUUCCAAGACAGAACAGAGAACCGUGCCAAAUCAAAGGGUACCAAAUUCCAGCUAAUUCUAGAAUCAUGAUCAAUGCUUGGGCAAUUGGAAGAGAUCCAACGUAUUGGGUUGAUGCCAUGGAAUUUAAGCCUGAGAGGUUUGUUGAUAAUUAUUCAAUUGAAAAUAGAGGCACAAACUUCGAGUUUAUUCCAUUUGGUGGUGGAAGAAGAAUGUGUCCCGGGAUUGCAUUUGCUACACCAAACAUGGAGUUGCUACUUGCUCAAUUGCUUUAUCAUUUUGAUUGGAAGCUUCCCAAUGAAAUCAAGAAUGAGGAACUUGAUAUGACUGAGUUGUUUGGAAUGGCUAUGACAAGAAGAAAUGAUCUCUGCUUGAUUCCCAUUAAUUAUGCGUGCUCUACUUAUCAUCACCCUUGUUUGAUCGUUUGCCUACUCCUCACCCCAUUGUAA
This is a messenger RNA of Arachis duranensis, 1563 nucleotides long. Its product is annotated as cytochrome P450 71D10-like. NCBI's taxonomy places the organism in Eukaryota, Viridiplantae, Streptophyta, Magnoliopsida, Fabales, Fabaceae. The transcript has 4 exons. The record is from RefSeq and is a predicted model, not a curated record. The coding region runs from base 1 to 1563 and encodes 520 amino acids. Gene Ontology annotation, molecular function: monooxygenase activity; oxidoreductase activity, acting on paired donors, with incorporation or reduction of molecular oxygen; heme binding.